Messenger RNA from Adelges cooleyi (spruce gall adelgid), 1397 nucleotides. RefSeq names its product structure-specific endonuclease subunit slx1 (gene slx1). The coding region runs from base 166 to 909 and encodes 247 amino acids. Gene Ontology annotation, molecular function: 5'-flap endonuclease activity; crossover junction DNA endonuclease activity. Gene Ontology annotation, cellular component: Slx1-Slx4 complex. The transcript is spliced from 4 exons. The record is from RefSeq and is a predicted model, not a curated record. Lineage: Eukaryota; Metazoa; Arthropoda; Insecta; Hemiptera; Adelgidae. Gene Ontology annotation, biological process: double-strand break repair via homologous recombination.
AAUGAGUCUUGCAUAACGGAAUUGAUAGUAAAUAUUUUUGAAAAUUAAAAUCAUUAUAUUUUUUAUUUUCACACGUUUUUUAAUAAAAUAAAUGGAUUUCUACAAAAAAAAACAUUAGAUUACUUUCGGUUUAAUAUGGAUCGGUAAUCCUACUUUUUGAAUGUAAUGGCCGAAGAAAUAGAAGAUUUUUAUGGGGUGUACUUACUGUAUUGUCUUAACGAAAAACACAAAGGUAAAACUUACAUUGGCUUCACCGUUGAUCCCAACCGACGCAUCAAACAACACAACAAAGGUGUGAAAAGUGGAGGUGCCCGAAAAACGAGUCUUCGUGGACCAUGGGAAAUGGUAUUGAUAGUCCACGGUUUUCCAAACGACAUAACGGCUUUGAGAUUUGAAUGGGCUUGGCAAAAUCCUAAAACGUCCAGAAGGUUAAGGCACGUCGGGCCGAAGAAAAAACCCGAAAAAGAUUAUGAUUAUUGUAUUCGCGUGCUGUCUGAAAUGUUGCACGUCGGUCCGUGGAAUCGAUUAGCGUUGAACGUGCGAUGGCUGAACGUGGCAUAUAAACGGGAAUUUAGUAUUAGCAAACUUCCACCUAUGCACAUGUCCAUGUGUUACGGUCCCGUAGUGUGUAAAAAAGUAACUACUCAGAAUGACAUCACCGAACUCGAUGACAAUGAAGAUCUCACAUGCGUGUUAUGCGCAAAAAACUGUUCAAUCGAAAACCUAUUAUGCUGUAUAAAUCCAAAUUGUCAAAUGAUUACACACACUGUGUGUCUUGCCAAACGGUUUCUAUGUGACUCGGAACACGUGAUACCUAUAGAUGGCGAAUGUCCGACGUGUAACAGUCACCUACUUUGGGGCGAUUUGAUUCGUAAAAAGAAAGGAUGCUACAGGAACUUAAACACCUAAAUAUGUUGAUUUUUAAAUUAAUUUUAUUUUUACACAAUCGUAGCUGUUAAUGUAUAAUUUUUAUAAAUAAUUGUUUCACUGUUGAAGUAAAACAAUAUUUUUCAAUUCUUGAAAAAUAGCUAAUGGUGGAGCCAUCAAAUUGUAAUUAAUUUUUGUUUUUGAUGUUUAUAUUUUGGACUACUGUAAAACUAAAUAUUGGUGCUUUUUUUUUUUUUGCUACCAAUUUAUUAAAUUAUUUUUAUUUUUUUUUUGAUACCCCAUUCGCUAAAAUAUUUAUAAACAAUUAUGUCGUAUGCCAGUUUGUAUGAAAUAUUAGACUAGCAAUUGUAAAAUUGAUUAAAUAUUUGUCUGCCAUUAUUGAAUAAUAUUAUAAUACUAACUGUUAACUGUAUUGCUUAAAGAUAGUUUAGGUAUGUACAAUAUACGUUGUUAUUUACUAACACAUUCCAAUAUUAUGCUCUUACGUCAUUUAUAAAUUUAUAAUCAAG